AUGAGGGUCCUCACCUAUACAAUCCCCCAAGUGGGGGAAGAACGAAAACCACAGAUUGGGAUGGAAUUUCCAUCAUUGGAGGAGGCCUUCGCGUUCUAUAAUCAAUAUGCACGUGAAUCCGGCUUUAGUGCAAGAUUAGGCAAUACUGCUCAAGUUGACAGUGUAAAGGAAAGAGCACGUGGGGAAGUAAGGACUGGAUGUAGGGCAAAACUAUCACUUGUUAAAGAACAGACCGAGGCAAAUUGGAUUGUCACUAAAUUCUUGGAAAGUCAUAAUCAUCCACUCUCAACACCUUCGAAGGUGCAUUUGCUCCACUCACAUCGCCAUGUUUCUGAAGCCAAGAAAGUUUUGACGCAGCAGUUUGCAGAAGCUAAUAUCCCAACUUGUCAACAAGUCCGAUUAUUGGAGAUAGAUUCCGGAGGCCCUGAGUUUCUAGGUUGCACGGAAUGGGAUAUUAGAAACUUUGAGAGAGAGUUAAGGGAUGAACAAAAGGGAAUUGACGCUGAAACACUGAUUGAGUUUUUUGCGACUGAGAAAGAGAAGAAUCCCGGCUUUUUCUAUGCUUAUGAGAUUGAUUCAACAGGAAGAUUCACUAGGUGUUUCUGGGCGGAUCAUGUAUCAAGGAGGGCAUACAGCGUCUUUGGAGUUAAUCAUCAUCAUCAAAGCAUCGUAUUCGGUUGUGCCUUUUUAAGUGAUGAGAAAACUGAGUCGUUUGUUUGGUUGCCUACAAAGUUCAUUGAAGCAAUGCCUAAAGGUCCACCAACUGUGAUUAUCACCGAUCAAGAUCCAGCGUUGAUGAAGGCCAUUGGCCAGGUUUUACCUCAAACAGUGCAUCGAUAUUGUUUGUGGCACAUACUCAAUAAAUUUCAAGAUAAAUUACCCCCCUUGACUUUUCGCAACUACUAUCAAAUGAUAAAGGAUGUAAUUGUUAACUCCUCAUCCCCAGCCGAAUUUGAUAAGACAUGGGAAGAAGUUAUCAGGUGUUCUGGAUUGGAGAACAAUGAUUGGUUAACAUUGAUGUAUGAAAUAAGACAAAGGUGGGUCCCAUUAUUUUUUAACCAUGUUUUUUCUGCUGGAAUGUCAAGCAGUCAGUGA
Molecule: messenger RNA, 1095 nt
Organism: Zingiber officinale
Lineage: Eukaryota; Viridiplantae; Streptophyta; Magnoliopsida; Zingiberales; Zingiberaceae
Product: protein FAR1-RELATED SEQUENCE 5-like
Exons: 3
Coding region: 1-1095 (364 amino acids)
Biological process (GO): regulation of DNA-templated transcription
Source: RefSeq, a predicted model, not a curated record